This is a messenger RNA of Linderina pennispora, 2215 nucleotides long. RefSeq names its product DUF1900-domain-containing protein. Gene Ontology annotation, molecular function: actin filament binding. Bases 270 to 2081 code for a protein of 603 amino acids. Lineage: Eukaryota; Fungi; Kickxellomycota; Kickxellomycetes; Kickxellales; Kickxellaceae. Gene Ontology annotation, biological process: actin filament organization. The record is from RefSeq and is a predicted model, not a curated record. The transcript is spliced from 2 exons.
AUGCGCUGCUGACCAUGGUUGAAAACAGAUACUUGACGCAGUCCAAGCUGUAGCAUUCACAGUUUUUUGUUCAGCCUGGCAGUCCGGGGUUAGGGUGGGAACAUUGGGCGCCCAAGCUUCUAGGCGAUUUGGCGGUAGUAAUAAUUGACCGGCUAGGCUUCAAACCUUUCGGUAAACCUCUUUUCUACUUUUGCAGGCGUCAAUUAAACCACCAUUUUCUUUUACUCUCACACAUUUAUCCCAUCUCAAGUUAUUGGUAGCGCACGGCCAUGUAUUCGUUUGUUCGACCUAGCAAGUACCGGCACGUGUACGGCACAGCAUCGAAGCGCGAGGGGUGCUACGAAAGCCUGCGCAUCUCUCUGGGCGCGUGGGACACCAACUUUGUCACGGCCAACCCCAAAUAUGUCGCGGCCAACUGGGAUGCUGGAGGCGGCGGUGCCUUCUGCGUGGUGCCACUCUCGCAGGUGGGAAAGCUGCGCGGCGACUUCCCGCUGUUCAGCGCGCACGCGGGAGCAGUGCUUGACACGGCAUUCUCGCCAUUCGACGAUGACAUUAUUGCGUCGGUAGCCGAGGACCACACGGCGAUGAUCUGGCGGGUGCCCGAAGACCUGCUGGAGCGCGAGGAGAACGUAACCACACCGCUGCUGAAGCUGCCAGGGCAUGGGCGCAAGGUCGGACACGUGGCGUGGAACCCAGUGGCCGAGAACGUGCUGGCGGUGUCGAGCUCGGACUACACGGUGAAGAUCUGGGAUGUGGCCAGCGGGCAGGCCAGGCAGACGCUGCAGGGCUUUAAGGACAACAUCCUUUCGAUGGACUGGAGCCACGACGGAGUGUUGAUUGCAGCGACGUGCCGCGACAAGAAGCUGCGCGUGUUUGAUGCACGCUCGGGAGAGCUCGUGCAGGAGGGCGUGUCGCACCAGGGCGUCAAGGGGUCGCGCGUCACCUGGCUCGGCCGUGAGCCGCGCCUGGUCACCACUGGGUUUGCUCGGUCCAGCGACCGCGAGGUGUAUCUGUGGGACGCGACGAAUCUGGAGAAGCCGCUGCUGAAGCAGGACAUUGAUCUCUCGUCGGGUAUGCUUAUGCCGUUCUACGACGCCAGCACAAACAUGCUGUAUGUGGCAGGCAAGGGCGACGGAAACAUCCGGUACUACGAGUACGACAGCGACAAGCUGCACUUUUUGUCAGAGUACCAGUCGCCGGAGCCACAGCGCGGACUGGGUGUGAUGCCCAAGCGUGGUGUGGACGUGAAGACCUGUGAGGUGAUGCGGUUCUACAAGGUCGCGUCAAACUCGUUGAUCGAGCCGAUCUCGUUCCGCGUGCCGCGCAAGUCAGAGGCGUUCCAGAACGACAUCUACCCGCCAGCACACGCAGGCAGGGCGGCGAUGACGGCCGAUGAGUAUUUCGCGGGCCAGACCGCCGAGCCUGUCACAGUCGAUAUGGAGACCAUUUUCAACAAUGGCCCACUGAUUGCUGGCGGCAGUGCGCCACAGAUUGCAACCUCGGCGGCACCGGCGCCGGCUGUGGCUGCUCCCUCGCCAUUGGCCCAGUCGACACCGAGCAGGUCGCCGGCUCCGUCAGCAUCGCCUGCCCCGCCGCCUGCCCCAGUGGCAGCAGCACCAGUAGCAGCGCCCGUAGCGACUUCUCGCGGCCAGCUGACCCCUGGCACCCGGUCGCCGUCGCCGGCUGUUGCAGCCUCGUCAUCGGCCGAGCUCGACCGCCUGCGUGCCGAGAACGAGCAGCUGCAGAAGCAGCUCGCAGAUGCGGCCAGCCAGCACUCUGCGUCGUCCAAGGCGGGCGCGGAGCAGGCAUCGGCGCUCAGUGCGCAGCUAGACGAGGUCCGGGGCGAGCUCACGCAGACGCAGAGUGCCGUGGCAGCGCUGCAGAAGCGCGAAGAGGACGCUCUGGCGCGGCUGGCGCAGGCCGAGCAACUGGCCGCUGAGAGCCAGCGCGCGGCCAGCGAUUUGCAGGACCGCCUCGACAAGGCAAUCACUGUGGACCAGCUGACCGCGGUCGAAGAGAAGCUGCAGGCUGGCCGAGCAACAGGCCGAGAGUCUGCGCGGGGAAGUGGCCGCGGCCAAUAAGCAGGCCGAGGAGAUUAGGGCCAAGUGUGAGCUGGCUGAGAAGGAGCUGGCUGAGACUGUGAAGGCUGCCAGCUCGCUGGCCAUGGCCGCAGAGCAGGCUGCGGAGGCAUUCAACUGAAUAAAACGUUUCCUUU